Dibothriocephalus latus is the source of this 2478-nucleotide messenger RNA. NCBI's taxonomy places the organism in Eukaryota, Metazoa, Platyhelminthes, Cestoda, Diphyllobothriidea, Diphyllobothriidae. The record is from the annotation of a GenBank genome assembly.
AUGUCGGAGGACUUCAAUCCGUGGGAUGAGCGUCCCGUGUUGGCAGUCAAAAUCAACAAAAAAACAGUCUGCAGAAGUCUUUCAUCUCUUGGCACCACAUUGAAAGCAAAUAUCCUUCAUGAGUCUGCUACCCCAAAAAAAUUGAGUAUCCACCAGUCCGCCAAAAUUACUUUGAGGAGAACCCUUUCGAAGUGUCUUUCUUCAAACACUGAUGGAGUCACAGAAUCAGCCAACCAAAAUCCUACACUAGAAAGUUCUUCCACCGAGCAGCACGUCCAUACUUCAAGUCUUAAUAGAGAUGCAUCCUGUUUUUCAAACGCCUUGUGCGGCUCUUCAUUAAAUGAGACUAGUCACGCUGUAACCGAGUUGGGUCUGCUACCCUCUAUGGCAGUCCAGUCAUCGGAUACCACACAAAAAUUAUCCUAUGUUCCUUCAAAAGUUUUCGAUACGUCGCCUCCUAAGAGCUUAUCAGGUCCACCACUCCUCGGGAUCGUUACAUCUUUAACUAAGAAGUCCGUUCAUCGGCGAGGAUCUUUCAUAUCAUCAUCUGUGGAUCCAAACCUUCUUGAACUCUCGCCUCAAAAGGAUAGACAGAUUGUUGCCGAUCCUUUUCAGAUCAGCCAUCUAUCGCCAGUCGUUCCCACAGAAGAUGUAAGAGUGCCUUCUAAAAGUAUGUCAGACUCACCUUUCUGUGGAACCGUUCAGUCAUCGGCAAAGAAAUCCACUGAUCAACGAAGCACUUUAAUAUCGGGUUCGUUGAUUUCAAUUCCUUCUAAAGUUCGUCAAAACGACGGAAAAGCAACUGCUUUCAGUUUAUUGCCAUCCACGAUUAUCGACGAUACUUCUCGUCUCAAAGAUCCACAUUCAACCGCCUCCCUAGAAGAAGAAGUUAUGUUAGCGAGGCCCACUAAGAUUGCAUAUCAGCAGUCAACGGAAAUGUGCUCCAGUGCCCAGAACAAAGUUGUCUCAUCACAUGCAAAUUUGGAAACCAAAAUUCCAAAACAGACUUAUUCUGUUUCGGCUGCUCCUCAAAUAACUAGGCGACGUGCAAUUCCCUCUGGCAACUACAUCAAGCUUAAUAUCAAGAAAAAAUGUUUCAGUAAGGGAGGUACUCGCCGCCAGUUUCGUCUCCGUUCUCAAUUUAAACGAGAUAAGUUCAACAAAAAGUUUGGAAAAACGGGUAGUUUUAAGUCCUUCAAGGGGGCUUCAACAAAACGGGGUGUCUGCUUUCGGUGCAAUCAUGAAGGACACUGGGCCGCUCAGUGCCCUCUGACAAUCGGAAAUAGUAAAGCUAAAACUCCGGCCGACCACGAGCUAAUGGAGCCAAAUUUCGCUCCUUCCGAAUGGCAGGUUGCUGAUCUGGCCUCUCUGGACAGUCGCUGGCGGCAAAUCGUUGUGCUAUCAGAUCCCGGCUAUGCUCUUUCAGGACUGCAGAAAUUUCAUUCUCCUGCAACUGCACUUGUAGUGUCGCCGCUGAUAUCAUUGAUGCAGGACCAGAUUGUUAGCUUAACAGGACCUGUCUGCGGUGCCUACCUGAGCUCCAGUCAGACACGACAGCAAAAGGACGAAAUACUCUCCAAUGCACGCAAUGGUCAAUAUGCAUACAUUUUGAUGUCACCGGAGGCUCUGGUGGAGUCAGAGUGGAUGCUGCAACCCGAUCGCCUUCCACCAAUCAGUUUUGUUUGUAUUGACGAGGCUCACUGUCUGGCCGACUGGUCCCACCACUUCAGGCCCUCUUAUCUUCGUGUUUGCAGCCUCUUGAGAACGCGUUUAAGUGUGGAUCGGUUUUUGGGCCUCUCCGCUACCUGCACCCCAUCAACCAUCAUAAACAUCUGUCACAACCUGGGUAUUUCCAAACCACACCCAUUGGACUCCUUCCUAAAUGUGGACGAGUUGGUUAAAACCAGUCAGGAUACUGAUACUCUGACAAAUCUCCUCACGGCCGAUGGUUUUCUUCAACCCGUCCUCAACCCCCUCCCACCCAACCUUCUGAUCACUGCCUCCAUGGACGCGAACCGCGAAGAAGCACUUAUCCACUUGCUUACUCAUCCUCCUUUCAACCAGCAAAUUUCUAUCCUCGUCUACGCUGCAACGCGCGAACUGACAGAACGCCUGGCUAUUUACAUAAGAACUAGCCUGCAGGAAAAAAAGGAUAAGAUUGGUAGACGUUCGGUUGGCUGGACCACUGCCGUCUACCACGCCGGCCUUUCCUCCACAGAACGGUUGCGCACACAAAAGAAGUUUAUGAACGGUCGUGUCCGCGUUCUGGUCGCCACGACGGCCUUCGGGAUGGGACUGAAUAAGAGGAACCUACAGGCAGUCAUACACUACUCACUGCCCAAGUCCUAUGAGAAUUACAUUCAGGUGAGACCUUUCGCAUUGCGGACGCGUUCACCCUUUGUCUUCUCUUUGUUCACGAGGGAUUUAGACCGGCUGCAUCCCAGGUUGGCAAGUUUUAACAGUUCCACAUCGGGCUGA